GAAGAACUCGACAGCAGCUCAACCACCUCGCAGAAAGCGACACAGAGUCAUCAGGAAAGCAAACAGCCAGCGCGAACUAAAGUCAAUCCCUACCAGCCACUGAGGACAGCGAUCGGCGCAUCAGCUGAGAUCAACGGAGGUUGGACCAAAGCCACACACCAGAUUCAGAUCCGGGGGCAAACAUUUCUCAGAAAAAGAAGAAGAAUUCAGAACAGCAGAUGCAGAUGAGAUCUACUUGAAGGAGGAAGAUCAGAUCGAGAAGAAAUUCAGCAGCAGCAUCAGGAAACAAGACGAUGAUGUCGCCGAAGCAGCUGCUGACCACCACCCUCAUCGUCUUCUCCACGCUCUCCAUCAUCAAGCUGCUGCUCCUCACCCACUCCUCCUCCCCAACCUCGCCCGCGCGCUCCGGCCGCUCGGCAUGGGACGUCGGCGGCGGCUCCGGCAACGGCACCGCGGACACGGACGGCCUGAACGCCAAGGAGUUCGCGCUGCUCCGCUCCGUCGUUGCCGCGCGCGCGCCAUGCAGGCUGCUCGUGUUCGGCCUCUCGCCGCAGCUCCUCGCGCUCGCCGCGGUCAACUCCGGGCAGGGCGCUGCCACCGCCUUCAUCACCGACAGCGCCGAGGACGCGGACAGCGCGCGGCAAGUGCUCGCGGGGCGCGGCCGCGGCCAAGGCUCGGUCGCCGUCCACCGCGCCAGGUACCCCGACCCGGCUGGGGAGGCGUGGCCGCUGCUGCGGCGCGCGCGGUCGAGUCCGGUGUGCCGGCGGCCGACGGGGACGGUGCGCAAGUCCGGCUGCCGGCUGGCGCUGACCUCGCUACCGCGGGAGGUGCUCGACGCGCGAUGGGACGUGGUCGUCGUCGACGGGCCGAGCGGGGCCGGGCCCGGGGAGCCGGGGCGGAUGGGCGCCAUAUACACCGCGGCCGCGCUCGCGCGCGCGGCGGGGGGCGACGCGGUGGACGUUGCGGUGCACGACAUGAACCGGACGGUGGAGCGGUGGUACGCCAGGGAGUACCUGUGCGAGGACAAUCUCGUCGCCGCCAAGGGGCGGCUCUGGCACUUCCGUGUCGCCGCCGGCGGGCCGCCGGAUGCGUUCUGCUCGACUGGUCCGGUCCAGAUCUUGUAGCCUGAGGAAACAGAGCAAGAUUCACCAGCGUCGUGCGGCGCCUCGGCAAGGAGCAGUUCUUCCAGCUGCAGGCCCCGGCCACCGGCAUCGGAAUGGUACAGGAGAGGCAGAAGUACAUGACGACGAAGAAAAUGAAGAUUGGUGAAGCUGUUACAAGAAAAUGCAGAUUGAUCUUGUAAUGUGAUGGAUGAACAGAGUUUUGUUUUUAACCUGCCAACCCCUUUGCAUCCCUCUUUUUGACAACGAAAAUACAAAAAAACAAAGUAUGUGUGAAA
Molecule: messenger RNA, 1399 nt
Organism: Hordeum vulgare subsp. vulgare (domesticated barley)
Lineage: Eukaryota; Viridiplantae; Streptophyta; Magnoliopsida; Poales; Poaceae
Product: probable methyltransferase At1g27930
Exons: 1
Coding region: 294-1124 (276 amino acids)
Biological process (GO): xylan biosynthetic process
Source: RefSeq, a predicted model, not a curated record